This is a messenger RNA of Brassica rapa (field mustard), 5128 nucleotides long. Its product is annotated as auxin efflux carrier component 5. Lineage: Eukaryota; Viridiplantae; Streptophyta; Magnoliopsida; Brassicales; Brassicaceae. Gene Ontology annotation, cellular component: endoplasmic reticulum; plasma membrane. Gene Ontology annotation, molecular function: auxin efflux transmembrane transporter activity. Gene Ontology annotation, biological process: auxin polar transport; auxin export across the plasma membrane. The record is from RefSeq and is a predicted model, not a curated record.
UGCACUAGUAGUUAGAAGAAUAUGCCAAUAAUGAACCGCCAAGAUUGGCAAGGAAGCUAACUUGAAAACAGCAAACAUUAAAAGAAAGAUGUUUCAGUUAUAAACUGAAGCUGUUCUAGUCUCUAGUUGCACAUGCUAAAUCAAGAAACUGGAAAAUACGCACAUGCCUGCAUUACGCAGUGAAACAGUAGUUUCCAUCUCAAAGUUGAAUAGAAAUUAACUACAAAGACAAAGCUGGUAAGACGACAUCUAGUACUGGUUUGACUCUGAUUACGUUUUCUGGAAGGGUGCAUUAUGCUCAUGGAUAAAUUUUGACCAACUUAUUCUUAGCACUAGCUAGCUAGCUACCAAAGAGAUUGUUUCAGUUCCAUCAUUACUUCUUCACUACUUAAGUGUUCACAUGUUAGAACCCCCGAAUAUGAGAUGAUAUGAUAUGCUCUGAUGAACAUGGUAUGUCUUCAGAUAGCUUUUCCCCUGAGGUUUCUUGUCUCAACUUCCCCUUAAUCUUGGAAAAAGUUUUAAGACGUUAAAAAAAGGUUUUGGUUUUUGAUUCCUUCAAGUUCUCAGGUAUAGUAAGUUUACCUAAAUUAAUAACUCUUUGCUGAUAAUUAAUAGUUGCGUUCACCCAAUUCAUGAUCUUAACAACAUGCCAUCAAAGAGUGUUGGUGUUUGUGGCUCUCAUACUUCUGAGAACUUUGUGUAAAAUCAUUCUCUCCAUGCUUUAAAACUUCUUGUCUUCUUAAAAACGAAUGUUCCCAGAAUAAAAUCAUGAUGAGUACAUACAAGUAGGUGCUACAGCAUAAUAUUAAGUAAUGAAGCAGAUUAUUUGUGAGCCACAAAGAUAAAAUUAAAAAAAAAAAAAAGGAAACGACACAAGUGAAGUCGUUUCAAACAGAGGAUUUAUUCCACCUGCACUUGGAGCUUCUUUGUCUUUUCUCCAAGUCUAAAGAACAAAUGCCUUUUAAAAAGAUUUGUAAUAAAACUUUUUUCAUACAAAUAUGUUCGAAAGAUUAGUGUGUGGCUACUAAUAAUUAUAUUUAUUGAAUAGUUAGGUAUCUGAUCUGUUAUCUACUACUAAAUUUAGUUUUUAAUGAUUGAAAGUGAACAUCUUAUCGACCCAAAUCAGAACAUUUUCUCCAUUAAAUAUCCUUCUUCUGAUUGGAUUCGUAGCUUUAACAACAUGGUUUCGUCUAUACUUUGCUAAAUUCAAAUACCAUAAUACUAUAUUCAUUUAUCGAAACAUCCAAUCUUAUUUUGGCAAGUUAUUUAGUGAAUGAAAUAUUUUUUUGGGAACUCAUACCCUAAUUUAGAAAGAUGAUAAAUUACAAACAUACAAUGUUGUCUGGUCUGUAAAGAUUAUACUGUAUAACUGUAGCAUAUAUAUGAAAUAUCAUAACGUCAAAUAGUCGCAAAACCUUAGAAUGGACUUGGAAUAAACUUUCAAAUCAUGCUAGCAAUUUAGACAUAACUGAAGAAGAAUAAAGAAAAUAUGGACGAGGAAAUAUAAACUUUCAAAUCAUGCUAGCAAUUUAGAAAACUGGAACAUUUUCGAUAUUAACGUGACUAUUGUCAGCACAUUGUAGAUUUCAGCCAUCAAGUGAUAAACAGAACUUAUUCUAAUAGCAUUAUUAUUACGGUUCCCUUGCAUUUAUAUGUGUGCUCCAUCAAUUUCACCAGUGAAGAAGCAUCCUCCACGUUCCCAUUUUUCUAAUCCACCAAUUUUAAUUCUUGUUCCAUCAGUCAAUAUACCAUAAACACAGAUGAGACGAUAAUGUUUGUUUAUUUCUUUGUUCCAAAUCCUUGGAAAAGAAGGGGAUUAUUUUCUUAUUCCAAACUAUGAAAUGUUAUUAUCAACUCAAAAAAUAUAAAUACGUGUUUUCCAGAACAUUUUAUGCCUCUGCAUGAUUCUCUAGUAAUCAAGUUACAUCAAUUCUCUUAUCAUGAAUAUAUGUCGUAGUAAACGUUGUCGUGAUUGAUGAAUGUGAUUUUAAAACAAUCAUACGUCACAUAAAUUAAUUAAGGACUGUGAUGUGUGAGUAAUGUAUGUUUUUCUGUAAACAUGGAAGUUGUAGAGAUGUUCAGAGUUCAUACCACCAAACCACCAUUUGCUAGUUGAUGUUUGACCUUAUAAAAUGUGUGGAAACAUAGACUUUAAAAUUUUUUUGACCAGGACAAUAUAAAAUCAACGUAAAACAUGCUUUCAGUUUCAGACCGAAGUUAUUUACAGGCAAAACGGAAGGUUCAUAGUUAUUUUUACACAUUUUAUCUAUUUAUAUGGCUAUUUUCUCUUCAAAAGUCACGACAUGUUAUUGUCAAAUUAAAACACAUAGUAUGUUAUAUAUAACUUCAGAUAAUUACUAAUGGUGAGUAGUGCUUGAACAAACCCUCACUUUGUCGUAUAUGGAACUUGUUGCUAUCGAGCGCCAGGUGGGAAGGGCACAAAUACUCAAUUCGGCAUUUGUAAUUUAAGCUUUUUUCUAACACCAAUUUAAGCUAUUCCAUGCACAUUUGCUUAUAUUUCAUGCAAAAUAGCAUAUCCUUCGCCAGUUCUCUCAUUUAUAAGAGAAUAUGCAAAUAUUUUAUUGAAAGAUAUGAUUUGGGUUAGUAUAUUUUCAUAUAAUUCUUAAAAAAAUAGUUGGUAAUGGUCACAUGUGGUGUAUGUUAUUACACGUGUAUAUGCAUUAUAUGCAUUAAUGAGUUCACUACAGUUGUAACCAAUCGCCAAUUCAAAACUUAAUCUACUUAUUAAAUAUAUGUUUAUUAUAUAUAUUCAAUCUUUAUAAAAUGUUAUUGCAUGUACACAUGCAUUGGUGUAAAUGGUUAUUAAAGCAUAGUUUACAAUUAUGCGAACUUGUAGCUCAUUUGAUAGUGGUGGUCGACUUUUUCUAUACCAAACACACUUUGUUAAUUAUUAUUUUCGUAUCACAUAUUUUUAUUAAUUAACUGAAAAUAUUGUCAACAGGCAAUCUAACUGAUUAACAUGACACAAAAUACGUACAAAAUACAUAUACUACUACAGUACUAUUUCGACCAUGACGAUUUACGAACAAGGCAAACUACAUUAUAUCUCCAACUCCUCUUCUGUGAAAUUAAGAAAAAAAGUAAAAAAACAAAAAAAAACGAAUUUUUGUUUCUUUCAAAAAUCAUGCGCUUUAGAACGCAUUUCAUUUUCCAAAAUAAUACGAUGCAUAAUCAUAGGCCUACUCUCUAGUCGGUUUAUCAAUCUGCUAAGAACCAUCAACACAACAGUCAACAGGUGAGAAUUGGGAGACGAUAUCUCACAGGCCGAAGUGCGACUUUGGGGCUCAGGCGGCAACCUCAUUAGAUGUUCUGCCACAUUAUCAUCAAUUAUUUUAUAUUUAUCAAAAUAGUCAAAUGUUGAAAGACAAGUGUUUUACGUCAUACAGAAAUAUUAUACUCAGUGUACAGAGGAAACAACUGGAAUAGAAUCAUAUGCUAGGGCACGGUCUGGUCAAUUAUAUUGAUAAUGAUAACUCUCGUUUCUCUCUAUCAAAUUAGUGGCUAAUAUCGCAAAGUUAAAUGCUUGAAAUUAUUUUAUAGGAAUUAUGCCAUAUGGCUUAUACUUUGUAGCUAUCAUCUAACAAAAUAUAUACUAUUGUUUUACCAGAAAAUUUGGUUUUUUUGUUUGAUUUAUAUUACUCAUGGAUACUCAUAUAUUUCUUUUUUUUUCAUCAUUUAAAAAAAACUAAUAUUGUAUCUAUAAAUAUGAACAUGUUGGUUAUGUCUUACCACAUUCACUAUCUACUAAAGAACUUAACAAGCUUCAAUUUCUUUCCCUUUGCUUAGUACUUGCAAACUUCUAAGUCCGAGAAAUCAAACUUCGCAUCACAACUAAAACAUUUUUUUCUAGUAAAACCAUGAUCACUGGAGAAGAUGUUUACAAGGUCAUUGAAGCAAUGGUUCCACUCUAUGUAGCUUUAAUCUUAGGCUAUGGUUCGGUGAAAUGGUGGCAUAUCUUCACUCGUGAUCAAUGUGAUGCCAUAAACCGUCUCGUUUGCUAUUUCACCCUACCGCUCUUCACCAUCGAGUUCACGGCUCAUGUCGAUCCAUUCAACAUGAAUUACCGGUUCAUCGCAGCCGAUAUCAUCUCUAAAGUCAUCAUAGUUGCGGUCUUAGCGUUUUGGGCAAAAUAUAGCAACAAUGGAAGCUAUUGCUGGUCCAUUACUAGUUUCUCUCUAUGCACUCUUACAAACUCUCUUGUCGUGGGUGUGCCAUUGGCUAAGGCGAUGUACGGACAAGCGGCUGUUGAUCUCGUGGUCCAAUCCUCGGUGUUUCAGGCAAUCGUGUGGCUCACACUCUUGUUGUUUGUGUUAGAGCUCAGAAGAGCCGGAUUCAGUACGAAUAGUAAGGAAGAAAAUAUUAAUAUCGAAGAUGGCAGAAAAGAUAUUGCGGUCGUCGGAGAGCAGAAGUCGUUCGUUGAGGUCAUGUCCGUCGUGUGGUUAAAGCUUGCAACGAAUCCGAAUUGCUAUUCUUGCAUCCUUGGGAUCGCAUGGGCUUUUAUAUCUAGCAGAUGGCAUUUUGAGAUGCCGGGAAUAAUGGAGGGAUCGAUUCUUAUAAUGUCAAAAGCAGGAACAGGAACUGCCAUGUUCAAUAUGGGGAUAUUCAUGGCACUUCAAGAGAAGUUUAUAGUAUGUGGAGCAAGCUUAACUGCGUUGGGGAUGGUCUUGAAGUUUAUUGCCGGACCCGCUGCCAUGGCUAUUGGUUCUAUCGCCGUUGGCCUCCACGGGGAUGUCCUCCGCGUCGCCAUCAUUCAGGCUGCUCUGCCACAAUCAAUCACCUCAUUCAUUUUUGCUAAGGAAUAUGGAUUGCAUGCAGAUGUUCUAAGCACAGCGGUGAUAUUUGGGAUGUUGGUCUCUUUACCAGUGCUCGUCGCCUACUACGCAGCUUUGGAGUUUAUUCAUUAAGUAAAUUUAAAACUGUUAUAUAUAUCAAUGGUUUUCUCUUAAUUAACUUUUUCGCUCUCUUUUUAGAUUUGGUCAUUCUUCACAACAUCUGUUCCCUUAAAGGGGAUUUUGAAGUGUAUUCAAGAUAUGGAAAACCAUACAUCAAACUGACUAAUUAUUGUUGAAAGCAUAUCUAUAAAUUAAUACUAUGAUUUUACUUUCCC